Molecule: messenger RNA, 211 nt
Organism: Caenorhabditis elegans
Lineage: Eukaryota; Metazoa; Nematoda; Chromadorea; Rhabditida; Rhabditidae
Gene: Y116A8A.150
Exons: 2
Coding region: 32-211 (59 amino acids)
Source: RefSeq, marked reviewed
AGAUUUAUUGGAUACUCCAGCACAGGUCCAGAUGGGUGGCAUCGACGACGGCCCAUGGAGCAAAAGGGAACGGUGCGUUGGAUACUCCAGCAAAGGUUGCUUGGACGGAGGGACUGUUGGGCGGAGGUCGGACGGAAGAGUGACAGCGGCGACGACUCAUGAAGCGAAAAGGAGAAGUCAUAGGAAGGUAAAAAAUUGGUCAGCAAUUUAA